Messenger RNA from Linum trigynum, 1024 nucleotides. NCBI's taxonomy places the organism in Eukaryota, Viridiplantae, Streptophyta, Magnoliopsida, Malpighiales, Linaceae. The record is from the annotation of a GenBank genome assembly.
UUAUUAAAUAAUAAAAUUCAAUAAAAAUGGCGGGCCUCACUCUCUACCCAGUAGGGCUGUUAGUCGGUCGGUUUUGGUUUAACCGAAAAAUGAAAAGUCGAUUUUCGGUUAAACCGAGCGACCCCCUAGCAUUACCGAACAUCAACUGACACCUUUCGCUCGGUCACUGUCUAACCGACCGGUCAAUUAUCGGUUAUAACCGCGGUUAGCCGAAUUAAAUACAAACAAAUUAAAUAAAAAAAAAAUAGAAGGAAAGAAACCACAACACACUUUUCUGUCUUUGUCUUCUUCUUCUUCUCUCCUCAUCCAAAAAAAAGCUAACGUCUUUUCUUCUCCCAUCGCUCUGCCUUGCCUCUGCUACCCUCCAGGUUCCAAGCCACUUUUUCUCUCCUCUCUCUCCCAGCCAAAACCAAUUUCUUUUUUCUCUCUCUCUCUCUCGGCCAAACUUAAUUCCCCUUCUCUCUCCGUUGUUCUUCUCUGAACUCACGAACAAAGACCAUUUUUCUUCUCCUUCUCUCUUUCGCAGCCGCGGUUCAUCUGUUCGGGGACGACGACGGAUGGACGGGGAAGAGGAAGGAUGGAGGCGGCGACGAGAUGAGGAAAGGACCUGGGCGGCAGCGAGGAAGGGAUCUGGCCGUGUGCGAUGCGACGAGGAAGGAUCUACAUGGCGGCGAGGAACGGAGGAAGGCGGCGGCCGUGAGGCGACCGAGGAAGGGAGCAGGGUGGCGGCCGUGCGUGUGAGGCGGCAAGGACAACAACUCCUCCGACGUACACGUGUACCUAGUCGGUGACAGCUCCGGCGGGAACAUCGCUCACCACGUGGUCGUGAAAGCCUCCGAAGCCGGGAUUUUGAUACUGGGCAACGUCUUGCUACACCAGAAGUUUUGGUUUUAUUUAUUUUUAUUAUUAUUUAAUAAUGUAGAAAUAUUAAAAGAAUUAAAUUAAUUUUUUAAUUGCCACUUCAGACAUUUAAUGGCCAACUGUUAGGGUUGACUGCCACAUCAGAUAAAGUUAAUGGAGAGUG